AAGGCGAUUGGAUACGAUCAUUCAGAUUCAUGCUGCUCGCCAUCCACGCCGAGACUUCACGCGCACAUCGGCAAGUUGGAGAUCUCAGAUCUGCAACACGAUCAACACGAUCAACACGAUGCGCGGCCAGGUCCUCCUCGCGCUGCUGCCGGCGCUCGGCGCCCACGGCAUCCGCAUCAUCCAGUCCAACGACGACGGCUGGGCCGAGCUGUACGCCAGGUCCUUCUUCAACGCCCUGACCGCCGCGGGCCACGACGUCGUGCUGUCUGCACCCGCUGAGAACAAGUCGGGAUCAAGCUCCCUCGACGCCGAACCCGCCCGCCGGAGCAGCGCAUGCCAAUACAACAGCUGCCCCGCCAACAGCGGGCCCAUCGGGCGCAACGAGUCCCUCCCACGCCUGAACUGGGUCAACUCGUACCCGGUCACAGCGAUGCGGUACGGGAUCGACACGAUCGCACCGCCCUUCUGGAACGGCGCCGCCCCGGAGCUGGCCGUGUCGGGGCCCAACGUGGGCAGCAACCUGUUCCUGGCCGUGCCCUUCUCGGGCACCGUCGGCGCGGCCGUGUACGCGGCGCACGACGCCGGCAUCCCCGCGCUCGCGUUCUCUGGUGCGUCGGACGGUACCUUGCCGUGGAAUACGUCUCCAGAGCCGCAGAGGAGUAAGGUUUAUGCGCAGCUGGCGGCGCGGCUGACUGAUGCGGUGGUGAAGAGUGGCAAGCCGUAUUUGCCGGAGGAUGUUUUUCUGAAUGUGAAUUUCCCCGAGGUGGCGGGGAGUUGCACGGAUGCGAGCAAGUUCAAGUUUGUGCUGAGCCGUAUUAAUAUCGGGAUUUUCUCGGAGAAGGAUGUCGAGUGGUGCGGUGAUGAUCGGCUGCCGACUGAGCAGUCGGUCAUUGAUGCCGACGGGUGCUAUGUUUCCGUCAGCGUGGGCGAUGCGAAUGACAAGACGACCGUGGCGGCGGAUAAGCAGGCUGUGGUGCUGAAUAAGUUAAAGAGUAUCCUGACUUGCUUAGCGUAGGGAAGGGGGAAGGCUGGGAGAGGAUGUCAGAGCCGAGAUAGUGUUGUGAUGAA
Chaetomium strumarium is the source of this 1068-nucleotide messenger RNA. RefSeq names its product survival protein sure-like phosphatase/nucleotidase. Gene Ontology annotation, molecular function: nucleotidase activity. The coding region runs from base 119 to 1015 and encodes 298 amino acids. The transcript is spliced from 3 exons. The record is from RefSeq and is a predicted model, not a curated record. Lineage: Eukaryota; Fungi; Ascomycota; Sordariomycetes; Sordariales; Chaetomiaceae.